CUGCUUGUAUGGGAAUAUUACUGGACUACAGUAGUUACUUUUAGUUUAACACACUAAAUAUAUAACUGUGGGGGUGGAAAACGGUAACAUUAUACAACAGUUUGUCGAGAGUCAGUCGUCUGUGUUUUGUGCGAGAUGAGGGCGCUGACUUUGCAGCACGCAAAUGUGGGCCCAGGAGAGCAGAAGCGGGACUUGGCCACACCUGGAAGAAGUUUGUCUUCCAACUAUUCUCCAAAUCUGGAAAACAAGAUCCUGGCUCAGUCCUCCACGAUUGAGCCUUGCUCUCUGCUCUUAAACCUUUCAGCACAAUCGUCUGCUUGCCCAUCUCUCCAGCCUUCCAGAUUGUCCUCUACCUCAUCUUCCCUUCUCUCUUCUUUCGCUUCCUCUGCUGUGCCACCCCUCCUCAGCACCAAAAACAAACUCCUAACUAAUGACUUGUCCCCUCUUUCUUUUUCCUUGACCUCCUCUGUUCCUAAUGAGUCUCUGCUGUCCACAUCCCUGCCCGAUACUGCUCUGCUCGGUCGCUUUUCUAACUUUCUUUCACUGGGGAAUCAUGGUCUGGGGGGAGAACAGAAAAAGGAUGGUGAAGGAGAUGAAGAGGUGGAGGAAAUAUCUGAAGACACAUCAUCCGGUUUUGAGGAAACAAGUGUGUGCCUUCAGCAUCUUGAUGAAGCUCCAGCAUUAUCUGAACGUAUGGCAGAGGUGGAGGUGGAGGAUGCUGAGACAACCAUGGAGUUGCCAGUCUUGGAAAUGGAGCUGAGCAACCAGGAGGUUGAGCACACUUUGGUCAUCAAACAAGAUGAAUUUGCAGAGCCUGAUCCGAGAACUGAAAGGGCUGAAGAGCAGCUGAAAGAUAAAAAGUAUCUCCUGCUGAAUGCGGUGUGUUGCUCCCUGGUUAAUAAAAACAAAGCCCCUGGCCAGCUGAACUGGGACUCUGAGGACAGCGUUUGGACCAACAUCAUCAACCUGGCCAAGGACAUUUCUGACUGUGACCCACAGUUCCUUCUCAAGGUGGCAGUUUACACAAGACAAGAACUAAAUAUUCGCAUCACUGCAAACUUCUUGCUGGCUCUGGCUGCCAAUCUGCCCUCCACUAAGUCGCAUGUCCGCAGAUACUUCUGUGCAGCUGUGCAGCUUCCGUCUGACUGGCUGGAAAUAGUCAGAAUCUACAGCACAUGCUUCAGCCGCUCUUUGCCAAUGUGUCUGAAGAAGGCGAUGGUUGACAAGUUUAAGCAGUUCAAUGAAUAUCAACUGGCCAAAUAUAACACCCGCAAACACCGCUGUAAACACAACCGUAAAAAACCCAAAGGAAAGAAACCAACUGAUGGACAGCUGAAAAAAUGGGCGAAGCUUCUCAGAUCUGAUGCAUCUAUGCUGAAGAAGCUUAUCCAGGUAAAUGAAGGAAAAGGGGUGGUGGAUAAAAAGCAGAGUGAAUUCAGCAUGAAGAAGUUGAUCAAGAAGCUUCACAUUAAAGAUCCUGCUGAGCAUGUUAUGAGCAUUCUGGGGAAAAAGUACCCCAGUGACAUGAAGGCGUUCACCCGCAGUGGAUUAAAGGGUUCGUGGGACAGGGAGAGAUCUGGACAGAGGAUGAAGCUCAAGGAGCCGCAGACGUGGGAACGGCUGCUCAGUCUGGAAGGAAACAAGGCUGCUACCUGGGAGAAACUCAUAGACAGUAAAUCACUUCCAUUUAUGGCCACGCUGAGGAACUUGAGGAAUAUGAUCACCAAGGGCAUUAGUGAGGCUCACCACAGAAAGAUCCUCAACAGACUGACUAAUCAGAAAGCAGUCAUCCAGAGCAGGCAGUUUCCUUUCAGAUUCCUUGCUGCCUACAAAGUCAUCAUGGAGCUGCACACAUUGGCUUCAGCAUCGCAGCAGAAGAUCCCCACUGCCAAAGAGAUCCUGGUGAGCAUCCUGAAGAAGAUCCCCAAAAGUAAUCGAUUUAAGCGUCAGGAGUGGGAGUCAACUAAAAAGAGAAGAGUGAAGUUGACACUCGGCGUGCCAUUUAUCUACCGACUGUACAAAAUAAAGAAAGCCCAACUCCUGAAGGCCAAUGAGAGGCCCUACACUGUUGAACUGCUGGACCGUUAUCGCAAAGCUCUGGAGACGGCGGUUCAGAUCUCCUGCCGCUAUAACGUGCCCCCACUCCCCGGGAAAACUGCUAUCCUGCUCUCCUAUGAUAUGAUAUACCACCAGUCGUGGGACAAGAAACAGGACUUCUGCCUCCCUCCAGACCUGGAGAAACAAGAAGAAGAGGGAGAGGCAGAUGAGGAAGAUGGGGAAGAGGACAGCAGCUGUAGAAGGAAGAAGACCAAGGAGGCGGAGCAUGAUAAACUCACUCCUUCUAUGUUAGAGGUGGGAGCUAUGCUCGCUCUGAUGAUCAACAGUAGUGCAGAGGAUUGUCGACUCUACAUGUUACAAGAUAAUCAGUGUAAAGAAGCUACACUUGAGUCUGAUGUCCUUUUGGAUAAUGUCAGAAGUGUGAUCAAGCAAAUGGAGGCACUUUCCCAGGUUCCAUGUGAUGAUAUUGAUAAUGCGUUCUGUCACAGGAUGUUCACCAAUAAAAACAAGGUGAACAACAUCAUUAUGCUGUCUGAGUCCUCUAUCAGCUCUGAAAUUCAGUGGGCCAUCAAAAACUACAGGAAGGAAAUAAACAGCAAUGCCCUUGUGAUGCAAAUCUUCUUGUCAGACAGACGAUGCCCAGACUCAGAAAGCACUCCCGACAGGAACUUUGUGACUCUCAGCGGCUUCAGUGAACAAAUACUGAGGUUUGUGGCAGCACGAGGAUCUUCAAGGCUGCUCGAUCAUGUGGAGCAUUUGGACAGAUUAUACAACAUCCUGCCACCAGAGGGCGCCAAAGGCCUUCAGACUUCAAAUUAUGUUGUCUCAGUACCAACCAGCCCAAAAUUAAGGUGGCAAGGUGUGCGAGUGUUCAUCUCCUCCACCUUCAGAGACAUGCACGCUGAGCGUGAUGUUUUGGUGCGGAGCGUGUUCCCAGAGCUUCGCCGGCGCGCUGCGCCGCACUGCCUCUAUUUGCAGGAGGUGGAGCUCCGCUGGGGCGUGACAGAGGAGGAGUCGGAGAGAGCCGCCGAGCUGUGUCUGUCAGAGGUGUGUCGCAGUCAGAUGCUGGUGGGGAUCCUUGGGGACAGGUAUGGUCAGGUGCCCCCCAGACCGGCCCUCCCUGACCUGCCGCAGUACAGCUGGCUGGCCUCUGCCCCAGCGGGUCUGUCCAUCACAGAGAUGGAGAUCUGUCAGUUUCAGGCUCUUUAUCCUGACACGGCACACCAGCGGAUGUUCUGUUACUUCAGGGAUCCAAACAUCAUCAAAUCGGUUCCUGUUGCUUGGAGAUCAGAUUUUGCUGCUGAAUCAAAGGAGGCUGAGGACAAGAUGACGUCUCUGAAGAGAAGACUAGUGGGCAGCACUGUCAAAGUCACUGAAAAUUACUCGUGCGAGUGGGGAGGUGUUGUGGAAGGAAAGGCAUAUCUUAAAAACCUGGAGGACUUUGGCAAAGCUGUGCUGGAGGAUCUUUGGAUGGCUGUUACGAAGCUAUUUGUGGAAGAGGGUGAGGAGGCUGAAGCUGCGUCGGAGGUGUUUGAGCAGGAAGUUCACCAGGGGGCGCUGCUGAGGCAGUUCUUCGGCAGGCAGAAGCUGCUUUCAGCUGCUGUGGAGAUGGUGGAGCAGACGCACACCAAAGGAGGGAUGGUGGUGAUAGAGGGAGGAACUGGAGAGGGCAAAACGGUCUUCAUGGCUGCUCUGGCAGAUUCCCUCAGCACUGGAGGGAAGUCCAGAAGAAAAGUCAGCUGCGAUGUGAUGUCCUAUUCUACAGCUGCCAGUCAACCGGCACGCUCAGUGGAAAACCUCCUUCGAUGCCUCGUUCACUGGCUGAGAAAGAUGAGAGAUACAGAUGAGGAAUCACCUUUUACCCACUCGUACAAAGACUUGUUGUCAGAAUUUCACUCCAUGUUGGGUGACAUGACGAAGAACAAACCUGUGGUGCUGCUGGUUGAUGGGGUGGAUCUUGUCCGAGACAGUGGAGGACAGCUCAGCGCCGACUGGAUCCCACAACAGCUUCCCAAGGGCGUUUGCUUAGUGCUGAGCAUCACAUCAAAAGCAGCUCUGCUACAAACACUGGCCAAGAAAAGAGGGACCGUCCUGUUUUCUUUGGGCCAGCUCACCAUGCCCGACAGAAAGGAGAUCGUUCAGAAGGAACUGGACACGUUUGGAAAAAAGCUCAGUGAUUCAGCGUUUAACAACCAGCUCCAGACCUUAAUAACGAAGAAGGGAGCAGUGAGUCCUCUGUACCUGCACUUGGCCUGUGAAGACCUGAGGAGUUUUGCCUCCUUUGACAAGCUGAAGGAGAGCCUGCAGUGUUUGCCACCGUCUCUGAGCCAGCUGGUGCAGUACAGUCUGGAGAGACUCUGCUCGCAGUACAGAGGCAUGCUGGGACUCCGCUGGGCCCUGGCAGCUUUCACCGUCAGCAGUACCGGCCUGAAGGAGAGAGACUUGUACUCUGUUCUGAACAUGUGCAAUGACCUGUCCAUGCGGGAUGGACAGGUCGAGUGGCAGGAAGUGCUGCGCCUGUCCAGGAACCCCAAGGGACGUGUUCCCAUGGCAACUUUCACCCGUUUGGUUCAGAGUUUGCAAAGUCUGAUUGGUCCGUCUCAUUCUCACAACACCGAUGACGUGCUGGUGCUAAUCAAUCCAGAGGUGAAGCGAGCCUUUGAGGAUUUUCUCCUCCCAACACAGAAGGACAGAAGCCGAGCUCACCUCGUACUGGCAGCUCAUCUGUGGGCGAUGGCCGACCCUCACGGUGAAAACACCUUCCUUCACUGCGAGGCCAACUCUGUCCUGCACUUGCCCUCCAGCCUGAUUCAAAGUGGACAACUGGAGGCGGUUCAUUGCCUGCUGUCCAGCUUUUAUUUCCUGUACGCAAAUGUGCGCCAUGGCCUGCUGCACCACCUUAUCGAAACAUAUAGCUUGUAUGACAAGGAGCACACAUAUGCACCCUCCUCUGACUUCCAAGGCCGUCUGGAAGACUGUCGUAGUUUCCUGCGACGCCACACCUCCACACUCUCGACCUGGCCAGCUCUUUUCAUUCAGCAGGCUUUCAGUGAACCCGCAGAUUCCUCCGCCCACAUCUGGGCUCAGGUCCUGGUGGAGAAGGGAGGGGUGCGGGUCGUUGAGUGUCUCAACAGCAACAACAAGCCUGUUCAAGAGAUCGGUGAACUGGUUUCCACCUUCCCCUCUGAGCCGACCUGUGUGGUCCUGAGCUCGGAUGCUCAGCUGCUGGUGGUUGGUACCGGGCAGGGGACGCUGCACAUCAUCAACACGCACACUGGACAGGAAGUGAAGUCACUGGUGAGCAGCUGUGACGGCAUCUCGAGCUGCAUCUUUCUGAAGGACGCUCAGUUUGCUUCUACCUCGUUUGAUGGACGAAUGGAGGUCUGGGACAUUGAGAGUGGAUGCAGAACCGCUCUCAUUGAUGGCCAUACUAAUACGAUAACUGCAAGUGACGUCACCCCGGACAGGAAGCACCUCGCAACUGUGUCCCUUGACUUCAUGCUUAAAGUGUGGUCUUCUGCUAAAGGUGAUGAGGUGGCGUCUCUGCCCAGCACCAGCCCUUUGAACUGCGUGAUGUUUGAUCCUGAAGGUGUCCUGCUGGCUGCUGGCUGCUGGAAUGGAAAUGUCGUCGUCUGGAACUGGCUCCAGAAUAAAACACUAACGUCCCUACGUGGUCACCAGCGAUCCGUACGGAGCCUUUCCUUCUCCCCGUCGUCUUCCAUGCUCUGCUCCGGCUCUGUUUCUGGAGAGGUGCGGGUGUGGUCAGUGGCCACCUCCACCUGUGUCGGGUGUUUCCAGGCUCACUGCGGAGCCACAGAGGCCCUCACUUUCCUGAAGGGUGGAGACCUGCUUCUGAGCGCCGGCUCGGAUCAUCUGCUCCAGCUCUGGUCAGGGGGACUUGGAUGUUCUGUUGCUGCAUUAAAAAGUUAUGAAGACGUAGAGGAGCCUCCUCAGAAGAAAUUUAAAUCUGCAGCAUCUCAUCCUGCCACUCUGUGUGUGGCUGUUAAUGGAGACCAUACUGCUGUGGGAUAUCACGGUGAUGGCAUGAAGCUCUUCAGUCUUGAAUCAGGCGAGACGAUUUGGACCUCCACGGACCUUGCCACAUCUGUGCACUGCAUGCUGUGGGUCAUAUUGGACGCAGAGCAGAACAAGUCAGAGCUGCUUGUAUCUGGUGGAAGUGACAAAUCCCUGAGGGUGUGGAAGAUGAAAGAAGAAGAGGAGGGUCUGAUAAGUCUGGGAACGUUUGGGGUGCAGACAGGCGCCGUCCUGGCCCUAGCACAGAACUCCACUUACCUUGCUACAGCUUCAGAUGACUUCACCGUUGUGCUUUGGCUGUUGACUGAACUGGCCCUUGAUUCUGCUAUUGAACCACAUGUGGUGCUCCGGGGCCACAGAGGAGGAGUCACCUGUCUGGCUUUCAGUCCCGAUGGUGCAAAGCUGCUGUCUGGUGGAAAAGAUCAGGCUCUGAUGGUGUGGGACGUCAGCUCGUCUCCUGCUGCCCUUUCUAAGUCGCUCCCUCACUCUCACAGAGACUGGAUCACGGGCUGCGUUUGGACAUCAGACUGCGUGAUAAGCUCUUCAAAUGAUGGGAGACUUUGUUUGUGGGACCUGGAAGCGGGUCAGUGUCUCAAAGAAAUCUCCUGGAAGAGUCCACUCACCUCUGUCUGCUGUCUGGGCGAGCAUGUGAUAGCGGGGUGCUCGGACGGCAUGCUGCAUGUUUGGAACUGGGAAACAAGCACAGAAAUCUGCCACCUAAGUGCCCACAAGCAGCGCAUACAUCACUGCUCUCUCCGCCCAAACACUGACAAAAAGAAAGAAAUGAAGUCAGAGGACAUGACCAUUCUCACAACGUCUGAUGAUGGCACAGUGCAGCUCUGGAAACCCCUACAGAUGGAGCACUUCGGUACCUUCCACGGUCACAGCGGUGCAGUUUGUGGAGUCGCUCUUAAGAACGGAGCUCCAGAGUUCCUCACUGUGUCACAGGACUGCUCCCUCCGGUGCUGGACCUGGACAAGAGAGAGCUCUCCAGAAGUGAAAGGCCCGAUCUCAGUGUUGUGCUUUUCUCAGGCUGGAGAUGUGAUUCUUGCUGGUUAUGAAUCCGGUCUGCUGGAGUUGUGGCAACGUAACACGAUGGUUGGAAAAAAACAGGCAUCGGACAGCCCCAUCGCUGCGGUUUGUGCCAUGCCUGACGGCCAGUUUGCCGUCAGCUACCUGGAUUAUUUGUUUGUUGAUAUUUGGAAGCUUGUUUGGAAUCAACAAGCCGGCAAAGCAAGCCUGGUGAAGGUUGCUACACACAAAGUGGAAAACCCCGUGGUGCGACUCCUUUACAUCUCACUGCUGGUCUGCGUAUCCAACAUGGGAACGCUGUUCACCAUCACAGAUGAGGAGAAUAACUGGCAGCACGAAAACAACCAAUGGAACGAAACCGUUCGUAUUUGUGGGGUGACCCGUAAUGACGAGAAGAGCGUGUGGCUGGCAGGCGAGUCAGACAAAGAAGUUCACAUCGGAUUCGCUUUUGGCAUGGGCCCCAAAACCCGUAUUUACUCAUCGUUUUGCUCAGUGACCAUGAAAUGGGAUGAGAAAGAGAAAGGACCCCAGAUAACGGCUGUGACUGUGGACAAAGAACUUGUGGUGUGUGGAGACGUGGAAGGCAACAUGUGGUUUAAUCAACAGUCGGAUAUUUCCUCAUGGAGCAGCGCCAAACCUGCUCACAAUGACAGGAUCAGCGAGCUGAGACUCACAGACAGCACCAUCAUCUCUGCCUCCUACGACCGGACAGUGAAGAUGUGGGACAGAAGCACCAAGAAACAAGUGGGGAUGUUUGUGUGUGGAGGUCCCGUUCUGAAGCUGGAGGUGAAUCCACAAGAACCCAGUGAGCUGGUCUGCGCUGACGGACAGGGGAAGCUUUACUUCCUGUCCUGGAAAAACUAACUGCACUUGGAUUACACUCCAACACCAGAACAUUGUAGUAACAUGUUAAUGCACUUACCAAAGACCAUCAAAAAUGUUCUCUCUAACUCUAACUUUUUUUUUUCCAAUAUGCAAUGAAUGUGUUUAUAGAGGGAAGGUUAAUGUUUACAAAGGUGGCGGUUUAUGAAGAAACUCUUUAUGUGGAAUAGUUGGUUUUGAUUAAGAUGUUUUAUGUUCAAUUUCAAAUAUUGUUGGAAGUAAUAUAUAUGAAAUAUUGAUGAUUUCUUUUGUUUUUUCAAUAAACUAUUGGUUCAAAUCAUAAA
Molecule: messenger RNA, 8291 nt
Organism: Cololabis saira (Pacific saury)
Lineage: Eukaryota; Metazoa; Chordata; Actinopteri; Beloniformes; Belonidae
Gene: tep1
Product: telomerase-associated protein 1
Exons: 56
Coding region: 136-7989 (2617 amino acids)
Biological process (GO): telomere maintenance via recombination
Cellular component (GO): telomerase holoenzyme complex
Molecular function (GO): telomerase activity; protein binding; telomerase RNA binding
Source: RefSeq, a predicted model, not a curated record